AUGCCUUCUCAAACGGCUCCUGUACCCUAUUUCGACCGUCUUCCAGAUGAGAUCCUUCAGAAGAUUCUGAACCAUGCCAUGGAGCGGGAUACUCCCUUCUUCCCAGAAGCCUGCGCUCAGAUGUUCAAGAAGCGACCUCGCCAGCUACUCAGCGACAGAUCCGGACUGUGGGCGGCUGGCUGGACUGGCGAUGCUUUGCGAAACCACGCAGCAAUGCAGCUAGCCACCGGCCUCCCAGCGUCGCAGUCCGUCCACUUUUGCGAUUGGCUGAUCAUCAACUCGACCAACCGCCGUUUUCGACGGCUGGGGAAGGAGUCGUUCUUCGCCUCCAAGACCUUCGCCAUGAGUCCCAACCUCCCCGGCGGCCUCGUUUCGCUCCUCAUCUUCAAGGACCCCUUAGACUGCGAGCUCGCGCUACGUUAUAUCCGGUCCAUCAUUCUGGUGGGCGUGACGACGCACACCGCGACGAACUGGCUUCAGCUGCCAAAGAUCAUGCGCACUUUUUCCAGGCUGCAGGAAACGGCUGUCUUGCUUGGCUAUAGGAAGGGUGAAGAUGUGUCUCUGAUCAUUAAAGCCAAGAGGAUUGACAAUCCCCCUGAGUUGAAUCAGCUGCUCGUCGAUAUUGGGGUGGAUCGUUGUUUGGUGCCCGGGAUUAUGCUCUGUAAAGAUCUUGAGUGGAUGGAUUAUGCGAAUGACUUGGUAACGAAUAUCUAUCCAUCUCUCAGGGCCAGAGCGGGCAUCAUGGCGAGAAUACGAGAUUCUCAGAUAGGGACUGGGUAG
Messenger RNA from Anthostomella pinea, 780 nucleotides. Lineage: Eukaryota; Fungi; Ascomycota; Sordariomycetes; Xylariales; Xylariaceae. The record is from the annotation of a GenBank genome assembly.